GCUUUCUUAGAUUAACUAAUAAGAUGAUUGAAUAUGAGUUGAUGAUACUUCUAUGUUAGAAAUUAGUUCAGGUUUACAGCAGUUCGAUUAAAAAUUAGUUCGGGUUAAGUUGGUUAUAGCCGGGUUGAGUUCGAUUACGAGCAUAAUACGGGGUCAGAUAUGACUCGGUUCGAUCACUAUUAGGUUCGGGUAAUAUCGGUCAACGGUUACAUGUCGGUUAUAAAAAAUCGGUCGCAGUUCGGGUACGGUUUUCCAUUUUCGGUUGUCAAGCGGUUCAGGUGCAACUUCGAUUCGGGUGAUGUUGGUUUUAUAAAUUUGAAAAAGAUACGCAUUUUCAGGUCGGAUAACUUUCGAUUUCGGGUCGAAUUUCAGAGUCGGAUCACAUUUGAACAGCGCUAUCUACCAUGUAAAAGAUUCUAAUUUUUGAUUUCUGUAAAUAUUUCUUCUAGAAACGUUUUUAGAAAAAUAGAAAAGUAUUAAAUAUUGUGUAAAAUGAAAAUUUAAUCAGCAGAAUUAAGAAGAAGAAAGUUCAACGUGUUAUAAAGACGGUCAUAAAAAUGAAAUGUAAAGAAAACUUUUGUUUUGUUAUUCCGUUAAUUGGCGCUUUCCUAUCCCUCGACGCAACUUGUUUUAUAAGGCCCCCGUUGAAACCAUCUUUUCUUUUCUUAAAAACAUAACGUGUAUUUCCCUCUCUGUUUGCUCACACACGACUUUCGUGGCAAUAUAGAUACAGAUCUACCGACGUAAUUCACCGAAAUAUAAUACAAAUUCAUUGAAUUUUAAGUUCAUCGGAGAACAAUUAAUGGCGAUUGUAUCACCAUUAGCAAAAUACAAACUCGUUUUCUUAGGCGAUCAAUCCGUCGGCAAAACUAGCAUCAUCACUCGUUUUAUGUACGAUAAAUUUGAUGCCACUUAUCAGGCUACUAUUGGAAUUGACUUCUUGUCAAAAACCAUGUAUCUUGAAGAUCGAACUGUGCGCUUGCAACUCUGGGAUACAGCUGGACAGGAAAGAUUUCGGAGUCUCAUACCCAGCUAUAUCAGAGACUCUUCAGUUGCUGUAAUAGUUUAUGACGUUGCCAUUAGACAGUCAUUUCUCAAUACCACAAAGUGGAUCGAGGAAGUACGUACAGAACGUGGCAGCGAUGUGAUUAUUGUCCUUGUGGGAAACAAAACUGAUCUGGUUGAUAAAAGGCAAGUCUCUAUUGAAGAAGGAGAUGCCAAGGCUCGAGAGGCUGGUGUUAUGUUCAUGGAGACAAGUGCAAAAGCGGGAUUCAAUAUCAAGCCAUUAUUUCGUAAGAUUGCGUCGUCCUUGCCAGGGAUGGAAUCUUUCUCUUCCACCAAACAAGAGGACAUGGUUGAUGUGAAUUUAAAACCUCAUAGCAAUUCGUCCCAAUCAGAACAACAAGGAGGUGGUUGCGCGUGCUAACUUGUAAGGUCCAGGAGUGGGUUGGUCAGGUUAUUUUGAAAAACAAGUGUUGCAAAGAAAAUUAAUGAAAAGGACCUUUGUCGACAAUUCAAGGGUAUUAGCUUUGUUGCUGACCCUACUUAGGUCCUAUAUAUCAUCAAUGUUCUAUUGUUCAAAGGUACAUUUUGUAUACGAUUUUGGUUUUAAUAUUUUGGAGAUCUACAUUUUGUUCAUGUUUUGUAGUAAUGGAUUUCUAUUUUCUUCAUAGUGUCACUAUGUUUUCUAACACAAAGUUCAUUUUUGUGUUUUAUUUUUUUUUUCAUUAUGUGUGCAUUGAGAAUGUUUCUUAAUA
Molecule: messenger RNA, 1757 nt
Organism: Amaranthus tricolor (Joseph's coat)
Lineage: Eukaryota; Viridiplantae; Streptophyta; Magnoliopsida; Caryophyllales; Amaranthaceae
Product: ras-related protein RABH1e
Exons: 6
Coding region: 803-1426 (207 amino acids)
Molecular function (GO): GTPase activity; GTP binding
Source: RefSeq, a predicted model, not a curated record